GCAACGUGCUGUGUCCCAUAAGCGACAUGCCAUGAGCUUCUAACUCUAAUCAAUAUACAAUUAAGGUAUGCUAUAGGUACAUAUCUUCCCGCGUUUGGAACAACAGUAACGAGUGUUGCACGCACCAGAAGGCAUUGUAAAAAUUGGGUGACAUCGCCAUUACGUAGCACGCUUAAUAUGUUAUAGUAGUUAGGUUAGGCGCUGUGCGCGCCACGGUUGAGGAGCUUAUGCAAGACGGAAAUGGGCCGGGCGCCGGGCAGGCGGCAACUGCCAUGGGAGGGAGAGCUGCAACUAGUGAGCUUGACCUCUACAAUGCUCGGAGUAUUAAGCUUGCCGAGGCCACAAGGGUCCGGCUGUUCCUACCGGGUCUUAAAGGCGGCGUCGUGGACGAAUGGGAUGACCCCUCUGACCCACGGGUCGGCCCCAACACCGCUGCUGGGGGCCAGGCGUCCGCAUCACGAACGCCAACCGACACGGCCAUCAAAUCUCGCAAGAAGCUCGCGAAGGUCGCAGCACUGGCACAUGCAAACGAUCCUGCGGGGCCCGGGGCGACCAGCGGUGGCGGUGGGCUGGGAGGCAGCAGCGGCAGCGGCGGGGCGGGCGGCGAGGAGGAGUCGGGCAUGAUGAUGCUGGUGGAAGCAAUCAUGGUGCUUGAGGAUGACGACGAGGACGCGGACUACCUGCUAAUGAACGGCGGGGCAGGGGCCGGUCAGGGGUCCGGUUCCGGAGCCUCGGGUGGAGGUUACGGGGGCUCACCCGGCGGUGCAGCCCGCAUGCAGCCUGAUUACGACAUGGACAGAAACAACGGCGGGGGUUCCGGGGGCCGGUACUACGGGCAAGGCGGGGCGGGCGGGGGCGCAGGGGGUGGCGGCGGAGCGCAGGGGCGCACCAGCGGCGCCGGCGCCGGCGGAGGUGGCGGGCGGAUGCGGCCCGGGUCCGCGGCUGCUUCGGGGCGACCGAUCAGCGGGUCAGCUCGGAGGGCUGGAGAUCCCCACGCAGCCCAGGACGGCGUCAGUCCUGCGCGGUUACGACCCGGGCCGGGGUUCCGCUCCGCAGGCGCCAGCAGCGGUGAGCCCUCGUCGGGGCCGCCGCGCGUGCCCGUCUGGGCGCGACUAGCCAACAGCACCACUCCUCGGGAGAGGUUGGCGCCGCCGCCGCCAAAGGUCUAUCGUGCCGUGCAGGGUAAGACGCUAAGUCUGGGGUUAGGCGGCCCCGACGACGGCUACAGCCUCUUCAUGGUCGCCGACCCGGCGGGUCCGUACUACAAUGGGGAGAUCGCCAACGGUAACGGUGCUAACGGCGCAACCGCCGGGGCUGGAGGCGGCAGCAACGGCAAUGGCGUCGUUGCCAGCAAUGGCAAUGGGGGUAGUGGCAACGGUGGCGGUAACGGCAACGCUGGUGGGGGCACCGCUGCUAACGGCGGCGGCAAUGCGGCUAAUGGCCGAGGCGGGUGGCCGCCGGCCAUGGUGCCUCCGGUCGGCGGCUGGGUCCGUGCUGGCGCCAGUACGGCAGCCGUGGCGGCGGCGGCAGCGGCGGCGGCGGCUGGGGCGAUGCCGAUGGGUCGCGGCGGUGGAGCGCCGUACGGCAUGCCGUACGAAAUGGAUUACGUCCCGACGUCAGGCGGCCGACGCGCACAGGACCCUGUAGCCAGCCCCUCGCACCAGCCCUUCACCAGUGCUGCCACCGCCGGCGCUGCCACCACCACCACCUCCAUCGGCCCCAACGUUGCCUUCAUGCGCUCCCGCCGCCUCGGCAGCGGGGCAUCACCCAGCCGUACAACUCAAUCGCCGGCGGCGCUAGCAGCGGCGGCGGCUGCCGCCACGGUGUCGACGGCGGCGGCGGUGGCGGCGAUGGCUGCCGGUGGUAUCGCGGGCGGCAUUGGGCCAGCUUCGUCAUCUGGCACGGCGGCCGCUGCUGCCGCUGCUGCGGCGGCGGCCGCGAAUGGCGUGGCUUCGUUACGCAUGGCGGCGCUUCGGGGCUCCGCACUGCAGCGGAUGAACAGCGACGUCCUUGCAGUUCCGGCGGCUUCGAGUUCUCAUAAGGCCCAGUCGCCGGACCUCGCGAGCGACGCACUGGCCCGCUUGGUGGCGGGAAGCGGCGUCUGGGGCGCAGGCGGGCCGGGACCGCCCGCCGCCGCCGCGGCGCCAUCGCCGGCGGCUGCAGCGGCGGCGGCGAUUGCGACGCAGCAGCAGCAACACCGAGGAGGAGGUGCGCCUCCGUCGCCAUCGCAGCAGCAGGCAGCGGCGGCUGCAGCGGCGGCGGCGGCGGCAGCAGUGCCGACGGCUUGGGAUGACCCUAGCGGCGCCCCGAUCGGCGGCCCCCUGUCGCCAUCGCCGUACCAUCACACCCGGACUGUUUCGUACAGCACUUUGCAGCAGUUGGGGCUGCUCAGCCCUGCCAAAGCGGCAAACGCGCUCGGUUACAGCAGCGCCAGCGGUGCCGGUGGCGGUGCGGGCGGAGGAGGUGGCAGCAGUGCAAACGGCGGCGCUGCCAACGGCAAUGGAGGCACCGCUCUAACACCGCCAGGGCGCUACUCCAUGCAGGGAGUAUCUCCUGCCGCCGCCGCCACUGCUGGCUACGGAAACAUCAGUACGGCGCCCUGGAGCCCGGCUGCCUACUCCUCGCAACGUGCAUCGCCCUCGCUCCAGCAGCAGCAAGCCCAGCAGCAGCAGCAGCAGCAGCAGCAACCGCCCUACCAUUACCACCCAAACUCAGCAUCCCCUACGCAGCUGCAGCAACAGCAGCAGCUGCCGCUGCAGCCUUACCUCUACCCGUACGUCUCCAUGCCGGGCUACCUGAGCAGCUACAGCGCUGUGCAGCAGCAGUCUGACCCGUCCGGGACGCACGCGUCAUCCCCUGGAGGGGCCUUCGGAGCUAGCGGCAUCGGCGGCAACGUCAACGGUGUGCCCUCUGUGUCAGCGGCAACCGCCGCCGCCGUACUAGCUGCUGCCUCGCGCUACGCCGCUGGGGUCUCCGCUGCCGCCGCUGCUGCUGCCGGCGGCGGCGGCGGCAGCGGCGGUUCACGCGGUAGCGGCAACGCCGGGCCGGUUGCGUUGUACGGCAAUCGCGCCGCCGCCGCCAGCUCGCCUAUCUUAUUUGGCGCGGGCAGUACACCGCAGGUUGGUGUUUCUGUAGCUGGCGCUGCCGGCGGCAGCGGAACGAUUGGGGCCUCAGAAGGGAGCUCGCGUGUUCGGUCCUCAUCAUUUACACAACUUGCACAAGUACGGUGAAAGCGUCUUGGGCUAGCUAUGACCCGUGGGGCUGGGAACUGAGGGCUUGCAAAGGCUGCACAGCACUCAGAGGUACAGGCUAGGCGGGCGGCCUAGUGCUCCAUGACAGUCAGGCGUUAAUUUACUCAUGAGCUGCGAAGGGUCAAUAUACCGUAUACGCAGCGUGUUGAUCUGCCAGGCGGUAGCAUUGCCCCUCCUGUGGUUGCGUUGACAAUUGGUUGCAUGGUGCCGCUGGUGCCGCUGCUAGGGACCGAGGCUGCAGCCGCAUGCCUGGCUUUACUGCGCACGACCCGAACUGUACGACUGAAGUGCCUUCAAUGUUGCUAGCUAGACCACCAAGACAUGAAGUUUUUGCAGUCUCUGUGUAUGACUAUGUAUGUAUUCGCACUCCUUGGAUGGACACCGCUGCUCAUUCAUGGGGCAGGCGGCGAGGGGUGUGGCCCAAAUGCAAUGCAGAGGAAGAGGUUGACACAAACGCUGUUGUUUAUGUUUAUGCUGUUACGAAUGAAGCGCUUGGGGCUAUACCAGUAGACUUUACUUAUGCUACGAUACGGCACACUAGUUGGUCAUGCAUGGCUGUUGCACUGCAAAACUGCAUGAAGUGUGUCUGUGCGUGUGUGUAUUGUUACGUAAUGCAGUGCUGUGGAGGGGAGAGCACAGGAGGUGCACAAUCCUCAGUCCAAUUCUGAUCCAUGCCGGGUCAUCAAGAUAUUGCCAUAAGACGGCAUGACUGCUGCGCGCCCGGAACAGCGUUCGCCUGCCGGUAUGACCGUCCCCGGUCGCGCAUGAUGGCAGGCAUACGGUGCUUUGCUGUAAUAUGGGAGAAGGGUUUAUGCUGAGUGAGCAGCGAGAGGGCGCAGCGUUGAUCUUCCCAAGCUGUGACCUGCCCUGGUUUGGGUGUGAUUACUGAAAAAGUAACUUCGAAAUUGCACGGACAUCUUGGCACCGAGUACCACCGAGUGUUGGCACCGAGGUCGAACUAUCGUGCAGGUUUGGCCGCUGCCCGGGUGCCUGCCGGCAUUUGGACUGAGCCUCGUGUAUCUUGCUACGUUUCAAUUAGAAAUGUCCAAAAACACCCGGUAAAGAAGAGAGAGAGGCGUGGCUGCAUAGCUCCCUACGCUAGGGUUAGCCGAGGUACCGAGCUUCGGCGUCUCGGCCGAGCCGAAACGCCAAUUACGACAAAGAGCAGAGCAUUAGCUGCCGGGUUUGUUCGUCUUGUUCGUCGUCGUAAUGCGUGCCCAAACAGUGACCAAAGAAGAACUGCUAGCAGCACGCUAAGCAGGUUGAGCCGUCCCUCUUCGCCCACUCCAGCUCUCUUGUUCUCAACCGCUCGGCCGGUCCAAGACCCGCACCCCUCCUCAACGGCACACGCCAGCGGCACAAUUGCCAAGGCGUAGAUGUAUGCCCUCGCUUCAGCAGGACUAGUAUCUGUAGUUCCUUUGGGUUCAGGGCCCCGAGCUAGC
Astrephomene gubernaculifera is the source of this 4693-nucleotide messenger RNA. The record is from the annotation of a GenBank genome assembly. Lineage: Eukaryota; Viridiplantae; Chlorophyta; Chlorophyceae; Chlamydomonadales; Astrephomenaceae.